AGGUCAGAGCGUUGCUGGGAUGAUGGCGGCCGGGACUGGAAAGCACAAAUUGCUGAGCACUGGCCCCACUGAACCAUGGUCAAUUCGAGAAAAGCUGUGCCUGGCAUCAUCAGUGAUGCGGAGUGGGGAUCAGAACUGGGUAUCAGUUAGCAGAGCAAUUAAACCUUUUGCAGAACCAGGACGGCCACUAGACUGGUUUUCACAAAAGCAUUGUGCAUCACAGUAUUCAGAACUUUUGGAAACAACAGAAACACCCAAACGGAAGCGUGGUGAGAAGGGAGAAGUUGUGGAAACUGUGGAGGAUGUAAUUGUUCGCAAGCUCACUGCUGAACGAAUUGAUGAGCUGAAGAAACUUAUUAAAGAGACUCAGGAGAAAUACAGGAAAGUGAAGAGAGAAGCAGAGCUGAUCCAGGCUGGCCAUGCAGAUAGUAAACUUCAGGAAACUUGGACUGAUAUUGCUGCAAAGAAGAAACUUGAGGAGGAGGAGGCUGAAAUGAAAAGGCGUACAACAGAGAGUGCUUAUCAGGCCCGUCAAGCAGCAAAAAAUACCCCAAAGAGACCGACUAAUCUGACCACCCGGUCUCCAAUGGAAUCGAGUUCUCCUGGAGUAGACUAUUCUGUGCCAGAUGCACAUCAGCCCAGUGAGGACAGCCAUACUGGUUUGGUGUCGAUGAACAUUGGAAGUGCCCCGACUAUUCCAGUGAUCUCAGCCCCUGAGACUCCUGGGCCUGCUGUAACCUCCACUAAUCUUGAAACUCCUCUGACUCCUGUUUUGGAGGAUUCGCCCCAGAAAAGGUUAUUGGGGCAGAAGGCCACGCCUCCACCCUCUCCACUGCUAUCUGAGCUCCUGAAAAAAGGGAGUCUCCUGCCUACCAGUCCUAGGCUUGUCAGUGAUGUUGAUCCCCAGGUGAAUUCAACACAUGUUACUAGCCCCAAUGUGCAUGUUGAAAUGGGAACAAGUGUGUCCACCCUGCAUGUUCCAGAGCUGCAAACAGCUUGUACCAGUGUAACAUUAUCUCCCGCACCAACAGGAGCCCCUACUCUGUCAAGGCUUUUGGAGGUCGGCCUCUCGCAGUUCACGUCACCUUUCGUUCCCUUCUCUACCAUCAGCCGUGAGGCGCCACCUCCAGUUAAACCCAUGCAAAUUCUAGCUGACCAGGUGUAUUCAGCCACCACCGCAACCAUGACGCAGAAGAGCAGCAGGACAGUUGAGGAAACCACCAUAUGUGUUCAGGUAGAGAGCUGUGUGGAGCAGCCAGCUCUCUCGGUAUCCGGGGAACUGUCUGGCUUCUCGGUGUUAAUUGACUCUGGUGAAAGUAGGUGUCUACCAUCCGGCACUCUGCAGAUCGCAAGACAAAGAGAGAGCAUUGCGGAUCAGCACCGGUCAAAGCAAGUUGAAGGCAAUACAACAGUAUCUAAUUAUACAGAUGUACUUAAUUUGGGAAAUCCUGCAGACAUUCUAGCAAUUAUUGAAGAAAAGGUGGAGGAACCACAGUUGAUUGAUGUUCCUACUGAUGUUGGAGAGCAGCUAACAGCGACAGAGGAAAAUUCUGCCUCCCUGUUUCAGACGGAGCCGAUGAUAAAGGAGGAAACUGAAGAAAUCGAGCAACAGGCUCACAAAUCAGACUGUCGACCCAGUGAUGAGAGACAGAUAUUGGCUGGAUUGGACUCUACAGACAAUUUAGUUAUCAAGAUUAAACAGGAAUUGCCAGAUGAAGGAGAGGAAGAGCAAGAACAGGAAGAAGAGUCAAUUUUAGGACAUGUGCAACAGAUGGCAAGUGCAGGAAAAAUGGCAAAUUUUCUAGGCCUGAAAUCCGAGGCACUGGGACUGGAACACGUUUUGCCGAGGGGCACCAUGCGAAGUAAAAGUACAUCUGAGGAAACUACACAUCCCCUGCCACGGGGCACUGCACGAAGCAAAAGUACCUCUGAGGAAACUGGUCAGAUGUCUCCGAGGAGCUUCACACAGUGCAAAAGUACUUCUAUUGAAGUGGGACCAUCUGAAAUUGUAGAUGCCACAAAGGAAGAGACCCGAUUAGUUUUAAAGGGUCAGAUCAAGCUGCAGGAGAUGCUUAUUCCCAAAGAGGAAGAUGGAGCUAGUGAAGCUGCCAGUGUGGAUGAGACCAGGGAGGAGGAACCAAAUGAGAUUUAUAUGUCAGAAACUGAUAACGAACCACCUGUCAGUGAAAGUGACGAUGGAUUCAGUAUUCACAAUUCUCAUUUACAAUCAUCUGUCCUUGCUGAUUCAAUCCCCAGCAGCCCUGCUUCCUCUCAGUUUUCAGUUUGUAGUGAAGACCAGGAAGCCAUACAAGCUCAAAAAAUUUGGAAAAAGGCUAUUAUGCUCGUGUGGAGAGCAGCUGCUAAUCACAGAUACGCUAAUGUAUUCCUUCAACCAGUAACAGAUGAUAUCGCCCCAGGAUAUCAUAGUAUUGUACACAGACCAAUGGAUUUGUCUACAAUAAAGAAAAAUAUAGAGACUGGUUUAAUUCGCACAACAGCAGAGUUUCAGCGGGACAUAAUGCUGAUGUUCCAAAAUGCAGUGAUGUAUAAUAGUUCUGAUCAUGAUGUGUAUCACAUGGCAUUAGAAAUGCAACGAGAUGUCUUGGAACAAAUUCAGCAAUUCUUAGCCACUCAAUUGAUAAUGCAAACCUCAGAGUCUGGAAUCAGUGCUAAGAGUCUACGGGGGCGUGAAUCAACAAGAAAGCAGGAUGCUGCAGAGAAGGACAGUGUCCCAAUGGGCUCUCCUGCCUUUCUUCUCUCUCUCUUUGCAGUGGAGGUGGAGGCUGAUAUUGCUAAAAAGGAACAAGGAAUUGAAAUGCAGAAAGAAAUUUACAAACAGAUCCUGGGCUUGAAGUCUGAAUAUAAGAUGGUGAAACAGGAAAUGGAUGGAUCUGUAGGCGAGGACCAAGGGAAUAAUGACGUUGUUAAAGAUCUGUCAGAACAAAGUGAGAAAAUGGAAGUGUGCCAGAACCAUUCAGGGAAAGAGGUGUCAGAACAUUCUAAGAAUACGGAGCAUUCCCAAGAGCAAGUAGAAGGAAGAACAUUCGGUUCAGAGAAAGUGUAUUUAAAUCUGACAAAGUGCUUAGAUGGCAGCUGCAGUUAUCUUGCACGUGAUGCAAAGACCAAUCCAAUUCCAGAAGCACAGCACAUAAUCGGGAAUGAACAAAUAGAGAUGUCUGAGGUAGAAUACAACACAAUGAGAGACGCUGUACUGGAGGAGGAUACUACCAGUGAAGAUGAAUUUUGCGAAGUUGAUCUUUCAGAAUUUGGCAUCGAACUGUCUAUCUCUGAAAGUGAUGUUAGCUUCAGUUCCCAUCAGUUCUUGAUCUUGAAUGAAUCGGCAGCCAGCAGUCACACAUCCUCCCAGUUAUCUGCAACUAACGACCAGGAUCAAAUUUCAGCUCAGAGGAAUUGGAAAAGGACAGUGCUGCUCAUGUGGAAGGAGAUAGCCAGCCACAGAUUUGCUAGUUUGUUUCUGAAUCCAGUAUCUGAAGAACGAGUUCCAGGAUAUCACAGCUGGGUACACAGGCCCAUGGAUUUAUCCAAUAUAAAAAGAAACAUCAGAAAGGGACUGAUCCGCACAACGGUGGAAUUCCAGCGAGAUAUCAUGCUGAUGUUCCAGAAUGCGGUGAUGUACAACAGCUCCGAUCACGACGUUUACCACAAAACAGUGGAAAUGCAGCGAGAUGUCUUGGAACAGAUCCAGGAUAUACUGGAAGUAGUGGAACUGGGUGAUUAUAACAAGAGAUACAGUGGGAAGAGUUUGUAUCUUAUGGAUAAAUGAGUAUUUCUGCUGUCGGGAAAUAUUGAAAAUGAUAUUCCAGCUGUUGGAGGAGAUACUGAAAAUGAAUAUUUUUGUUAUAUUUCUCAACAGUUAUUGCAGUACUUUGAUUUUUUGUCACUGUACUCAUGAUGUUGUGGGCUUUAAAUGAGAAACCACAUGGGAAAAGAGAUGGUCAUAAAUGUGUACAAUUUGUUACAAGUUGCAGAAGUUCGUAGGAAUGCAGAUUGCUGCUAAGUUAACCUGUUGGGCAUAUUCUUCACCUCAAAAACAGAAAUCCAAGUUCAUUGAUUUUUAUUUUCAAUAAUGGUUGAUGUACUUAUUAUGUGUACUUAUUACAGUUGGUUCAGUUUCCGCAAAUUUAUUGACCAGGUACCAGUUGUUUUGUACUUCAUUUUAUAGUUUGUUAAUAAAAUGUAUUGAUUCUCUUUGC
Messenger RNA from Amblyraja radiata (thorny skate), 4214 nucleotides. RefSeq names its product bromodomain containing 8a (gene brd8a). The transcript is spliced from 30 exons. Lineage: Eukaryota; Metazoa; Chordata; Chondrichthyes; Rajiformes; Rajidae. The record is from RefSeq and is a predicted model, not a curated record. Gene Ontology annotation, molecular function: protein binding. Bases 20 to 3784 code for a protein of 1254 amino acids. Gene Ontology annotation, cellular component: NuA4 histone acetyltransferase complex.